Messenger RNA from Salvia miltiorrhiza (redroot sage), 2301 nucleotides. Its product is annotated as indole-3-acetic acid-amido synthetase GH3.6-like. The coding region runs from base 295 to 2079 and encodes 594 amino acids. Gene Ontology annotation, molecular function: indole-3-acetic acid amido synthetase activity. Lineage: Eukaryota; Viridiplantae; Streptophyta; Magnoliopsida; Lamiales; Lamiaceae. The record is from RefSeq and is a predicted model, not a curated record. The transcript has 3 exons. Gene Ontology annotation, cellular component: cytoplasm.
AGUCAUAUUAGAAAAACAAAUUGCCACAAAGUCCCAUCCAUAUUCACAAUCAAGCCAUCCAUCCAUUUUGCUUCUUUGCACUUUUGGACGCUACAAUGUGGGUCCCAACCCCCUCCCCCCUUCACCUUCCACCCCUCUAUAUAAACCUCCCUCUUCCCCUCUCCCUCUCGCCCCAACCCCAGACACGCACAGCACACACUCUCAUCCCUCUCUCUCCUCUCCAACACAACAACUUAACAAACACACAGUGAAGAAAGGGAUCUCUCUCUCUCACUCCUUGAUCACAUAUAUAUCAUGCCUGAAGCACCAAAAGAAAGCGAUAUCACGGCCAGCUUCAGCGUGGCUGAGAACAACAAGAAGAAGCUUGAGUUCAUCGAGGAAGUAACCACCAAAGCCGACGAAAUCCAGAAACAAGUCCUCUUGGAAAUCCUGUCGAGAAAUGCCCACGUGGAGUACCUCAAGCGCCACGGCCUCAACGGCCACACUGAUCGUGAAACUUUCAAGAAAACCAUGCCCGUCAUCUCCUACGAGGACAUUCUCCCCGACAUCAACCGCAUCGCCAACGGCGAUAACUCCCCCAUUCUCAGCUCCCACCCCAUCUCCGAGUUCUUGACGAGCUCGGGGACAUCCGCGGGAGAGAGGAAAAUGAUGCCAACAAUCGAGGAGGAGCUGGGGCGGAGAUCGCUGCUGUACAGCCUGCUGAUGCCGGUGAUGAGCGAGUUCGUGCCCGGGUUAGACAAGGGGAAAGGCAUGUACUUCCUCUUCAUCAAAUGCGAAAGCAAGACCCCCGGGGGCCUCCCCGCCCGCCCAGUCCUAACCAGUUACUACAAAAGCUCCCAUUUCAAGGACAGGCCUUACGAUCCGUACACCAACUACACCAGCCCAAACGAGGCCAUUCUCUGCCCGGACUCGUACCAGAGCAUGUACUCCCAAAUGCUCUGCGGCCUCUGCCAGCACGGAGAAGUCCUCCGUGUUGGGGCGGUGUUCGCGUCCGGGUUCAUCCGCGCCAUCCGCUUCCUGGAGAAGCACUGGGCCCUCCUCUGCCACGACAUCCGCACGGGGACCCUCAACUCCCUCAUCACCGAUCAGGCGGUGAGGGAGGCUGUGAUGCGGAUCCUCAAAGCCGACCCCAGAGUGGCCGACUUCGUGGAAUCCGAGUGCAGGAAGGGGUCGUGGCAGGGGAUCAUCACCCGCCUCUGGCCUAACACCAAGUACGUGGACGUGAUCGUCACUGGGACCAUGUCGCAAUACAUUCCAACUCUGGAUUAUUACAGCAACGGACUGCCCCUUGUCUGUACAAUGUAUGCCUCUUCCGAGUGUUACUUUGGUGUCAACCUCAACCCUCUCUGCAAGCCCAGUGAUGUCUCCUACACUCUCAUUCCUAGCAUGGCCUAUUUCGAGUUCCUCCCCGUUCACAGGAACAACGACAAGGAGCAGCACGAGCUCGUGGAUUUAGUCCAUGUCAAGCAAGGCCAGGAGUACGAGCUCGUGGUCACAACAUAUGCCGGUCUGUACCGUUACAGAGUGGGCGACGUGCUGCGGGUGGCCGGGUUCAAGAACAAUGCCCCGCAGUUCAACUUCAUCUGCCGGAAGAACGUGGUGCUGAGCAUCGACUCGGACAAGACGGACGAGGUGGAGCUGCAGAGCGCGGUGCGGAACGCGGUGGGGCACCUGGUCCCAUUCGGGGCGGCCCUGACCGAGUACACGAGCUACGCGGACACGAGCAGCAUCCCGGGCCACUACGUGCUCUACUGGGAGCUCAGCCACAACGGCUCCAUCCCGAUCCCUCCAUCGGUGUUCGAGGACUGCUGCCUGAGCGUGGAGGAGUCGCUGAACUCGGUGUACCGGCAGAACCGCGCGUACGAGGCGAUUGGGCCGCUGGAGAUCAGGAUCGUGGAGGCCGGCACGUUCGACAAGCUCAUGGACUACGCCAUCAGCCUCGGCGCAUCCAUCAAUCAGUACAAGACGCCGCGCUGCGUCAAGUUCGCCCCCAUCGUCGAGCUGCUCAACUCCAGGCUCGCAUCCUCCUUCUUCAGCCCCAAGUCCCCCAAAUUCGCCCAAUGGAGCGCUGACAAUUGAGUUGAGCCACUGCUACCACUGUUUAAUUUUGUCGUCAUCAUUUUUAGUUGUACAACUUAAUACUACUAUGCUAUUUAGGUUAACCAAUCAUUUUUCAUCCUUUCAAAUCUCCCUGCUCCUUUUUAACCGCUGUUUAUUAUCGUAGAAUCUUCCAUCCAUCACUACCCACCUCUGUAAAAAUGAAAAACACUUCCUUCUUCAAGGAAGGGUUUUUUUCUUCAA